UAUAAAGACAAAAGUUUUUCACACUAUCACUUUGAAACUUCCGGGUUAAGGGUCUCUAUUUAAAAGCAGACUGUCAGGCUUUUUUUCAGAGAGGAUGCGUUAUAAAGAAAACAGUUACUAUAAAAUGAAUAAAAGACCAGCAUUUUUUGUUCUAUCAUAGAUACUCUAAUGACUUCAUCUAGUCACACGUGAAUAUUAUAUAGAUUCCUGAGUAUAGCUGUUAUACACUAGAAUGACACGUUUUGGUGACCAAAAGACAGCAUCAGCUAAGGACAAUCAGUACUGGAAUAAUUGCAAAGUAAUUGAGAAAAAUAGAUUGAGUUUGAAUGACCUGGGCCUACACAAGAGUCAUGAACGCAAGUUACUUGUCCAGCUAAAAUUGCUGCCUGAAUAUGUGGAUAGAAAGAUAGCCAAAACGUUCAUCAGAAGUUUGUUCAAAGCCAUGGGCCCUAAAGAAUGUCUUCUAAUUGAGCUGGACGAUCGAGUGGUCGACAUUAUCGAAAGUGACGCUCACCGGAUGGGGAAGGUCACGUGGAUGAUGACGUCAUCAGUUUUCCAAAAUUUAAAGGAGGAUAAAAAAUCAACUUACUCAAACUUCAAGCGUCUUAUUGUAAUUGAUGAUGGCCGAAAGUCCCUACAGAUGGACAUAGGGAGAAAUGAAAACCACUACAUAUGUGAAAUAGUCAUCGAAACAGAGAAGGAGGAGAACCCACCCUCCACCGGAGCUGACAAUGAGGUCAAAGGUCAAGGUGAGGGCAAAGGUGAGGGCAAAGGUGAGGGCAAAGGUGAUGGUGCUAAUACCGGUCCUGUGGCGGGAGAAGAAGAACAAGACUAUGACUACAUCUUCAACUUGUGUGAUGUUGACGACGAUGACGGCUAUGAUAAUAGAGGAUUUUUUAUUCGCUUCUCACCUGUCAACGAUGAUUCCUCUGCAUAUAAAACAGCUAAAUUAGACAUCAAGCAAACAAAGGGGCAAGUAAACUUUAUAUUUUUAUCUUAUUCUAGCUAUAGAAUAUUACGUUGUUAUUGAAAGAUGAAAAUGAAUAGAAGUCAGUAAUAAUAUGAAGAAUUAAUAAUAUUACC
Messenger RNA from Biomphalaria glabrata, 1083 nucleotides. RefSeq lists its product as uncharacterized. The coding region runs from base 233 to 1030 and encodes 265 amino acids. NCBI's taxonomy places the organism in Eukaryota, Metazoa, Mollusca, Gastropoda, Planorbidae. The record is from RefSeq and is a predicted model, not a curated record. The transcript has 8 exons.